Messenger RNA from Manihot esculenta (cassava), 2481 nucleotides. RefSeq names its product receptor-like protein EIX2. NCBI's taxonomy places the organism in Eukaryota, Viridiplantae, Streptophyta, Magnoliopsida, Malpighiales, Euphorbiaceae. The transcript has 6 exons. Bases 1 to 2481 code for a protein of 826 amino acids. The record is from RefSeq and is a predicted model, not a curated record. Gene Ontology annotation, molecular function: protein binding.
AUGGCACUGUCAUCUCUUGCCGAUUAUGGCAAUGCCCAGUUAGUGAAUUGCAAAGCAUCUGACAGAGAAACUCUUAUUGACUUCAAAAACGGACUCGUGGAUCCAAAGAACCUGCUCUCAUCAUGGGAAGGGAGCAAUUGCUGUCAGUGGUGGGGAGUAGGUUGCAACAAUUGGACAGGAGAUGUUAUUGUUGUUGAUAUCCACAACCCAGAUAAAGUUCCAGAAAGCUGUGGGUUGCGUGGGGAAAUUAGAUCAUCAUUACAUUCCAGUUCGUUUUACCAAGCUGCCAAAUCUGCGGUUCUUGAAUCUCAUGGGCAACGGUCUCAUGGCCAGCACCUAUCAAUUGUUCGAGGAGAGUUGGAGCAAAAUAGAAAUUCAAUUGGGAUUGAUUUUUUGCAGGGUAAGCUACCACCUUCUAUUGGAAACGUGACAUCUCUCACUCAUCUUGCUUUGCCAGGCAGUAGCAUAGAGGGCAACAUUCCGAACUCAAUUUUCAAGCUUUGCAGUCUGGAACAUCUUGAUUUAUCAUAUAAUAAUCUAACAGGAAGUUUACCUGAACACCUUGAAGGGACAAAGUCUUGUCUUUAUGAAAGUCCAUUGCCUCAUUUGCAGAACUUGCUGUUAAUCAGAACUCGUUUGGUUGGUAUAUUGCCAAACUGGUUGGGUCAACUUCAAAAUCUUGUUCAACUAAAUUUGGAUUCCAAUUUCUUCCAUGGUUCUGUCCCUGCUGCUUUUGGGACAUUGAGACAUUUAGCUGUCCUGAUACUUAAACAGAAUGAACUGAAUGGAACUCUUCCAAAUAACUUGGGGCAGAUCUCAAACUUGUCCAUCCUAGAUGUCUCUUCCAAUCGUUUGACUGGAACACUCCCUGAUAGUUUGGGCAAGCUUUCUGAAUUGUCAUUCCUAGAUGUUUCUUCCAAUUGUCUCACUGGUAUUGUCUCUGAAUCUCAUUUUGCAAAGCUAACAAAAAUCAAAGUCCUAAGCUUUUCUUGGAAUUCUUUCAUUUUCAAAAUUAGUCCUAAUUGGGAUCCACCAUUUCAAGUUGAGUCCCUCAUGCUGUCUUCAUGUCAUUUAGGUUCAUUUCCAGGAUGGCUUAAAUCACAAAGGCAUCUUCUUGAUCUGGAUUUAUCAAAUGCUAAUAUGUCAUGCCCUAUACCCAGUUGGUUUUGGGAUAUUUCUGGCAACCUCUCUUUGUUAAACUUUUCUUCCAAUUCAUUAUGGGGUCAGUUACCAAAUAAAUUCAAAGUACAUUUUAAUGCAUUCACUGAUUUGAGUUUCAAUCUCCUUGAAGGGCCAAUUCCUCUUCCAACUAACCAAAUUAUAAUUUUAAAUCUUUCUCAUAACAAUUUUUCUGGCCCUAUCCCAGAAAAUAUUGGUGACUUGUCAUUCCUUAGCUUCUUUUCUCUUGCAAAUAACCAAAUUUCUGGUGAAAUCCCAACAUCUAUAGGGGAACUGCAGGUAGCAAGUGUCAUUGACCUUUCAAGGAACACUUUAACAGGAAGCAUUCCUAAGAGUAUAGGCAAUUGCCUUUACCUGGAGGUCCUUGAUCUUCAGAACAACAAUUUAUCAGGAAAAAUUCCAAGGUCUUUGGGUCAGUUAUCUGAUCUUCAAACAUUGCAUCUGAGGGACAACAUGAUCACAGGAAAACUCCCUUCGUCUUUCAAAGGUUUGUGGAGUUUGGAAACUCUGGACCUUGGAUACAAUAGAUUAAUAGUCAAAAUCCCACAAUGGCCUGGAGAUGUUUUUCCAUAUCUAAAAGUUCUUAGCUUGAGAUCCAAUGCCUUUUCAGGAAAAAUUCCUUCUGCACUUUUGAAUUUGACUUCUUUGAAAAUCCUGGAUCUAGCAGAAAAUCAGCUGAGUGGAAGCAUUCCUCCAGGAAUGAGUAAUCUCAAAGCCAUGACUCAAGAACAAAAUAUUAAGCAGGAUUUAAUUUAUGGGUGGGUGGCUGGUGUCUAUUAUGAAGAAAAUGUAAUUGUGAAUACGAAAGGCCAGUCUUUAGAAUACACAAGGACUCUUUCCUUUCUAACUUGCAUAGACCUUUCAGGAAACAAUUUUCAUGGGGAGUUCCCACAUGAAGUAACAAAAUUGGCAGGAUUGGUGGUUUUGAACUUGUCAAGGAAUGAAAUCAGUGGUCAAAUCCCCCAGAGCAUUUCAGAACUGCAUCAGUUGGAAGAAUCCCUUAUGCAGGACAAAUGUCAACUUUUGAGGCGUCUUCUUUUGCUGGAAAUCCUGGAUGGUGCUCCUCUUGCUGUUGAAUGUUCUGAUUCUGGUCCACCUAUUCCAGGAAUCAAUGGUCAGAUUGAUAAUGGCGAUGGUUACAUUGUUGAUAAGUUGCUUUACCUUGCCAUUGGGCUGGGAUUUGCAGCUGGUGUGCUGAUUCCUUAUCUGCUUAUGGCAUUUAAAAGGACUUGGAGCUACAUGUACUUUGAUUUUGUGGAUAAAGUUGCUGAUGCAUUAGAAAUAAUUGACAAUCCAAAAUAA